CCGAUAACACAGCAUUGCCUGGAGAAGGCUGGAUCUGAGAGUCGCAGUACAGUGGCAAACUGCAGAGCAAGUUGUUUCUCCAGCCGUGAGGUGCAGCCUCCCGCCCCGGUGCAGCAUAGCCACUGUAAGAAGGCGUUCACUGUACGGACACCAGACUUGUCGUGGAAGGGGCAGUUGUGAGAUUCCCUUGCAAACUGACAGACAAGAAUGGCUUGUGAAAUCAUGCCUUUGCAGAGUUCACAGGAAGAUGAAAGACCUAUGUCACCUUUCUAUUUGAGUGCUCACGUAUCCCGAGUCAGCAAUGUUUCAACAACAACUGGAGAACUCUUAGAAAGAACCAUCCGGUCAGCUGUAGAACAGCAUCUUUUUGAUGUUAAUAGCUCUGGAGGUCAGAGUUCAGAAGACUCUGAAUCUGGAACAUCAUCGGCAUCUUCUGCCACAUCCACCAGACAGCAACGAUGCCUGUCCAAGGAGCAGCAUGAAGUUCGACGUGGUCGAGACAAGGGACUUAUCAACAAAGAAAAUAUUCCUUCUGGGUUCAACAACCUCGAUGAUUGUAUUUUGAAUACUCAGGAAAUGGAAAAAUUACACGAAAAUACUUCUGAUUAUACUGGAGAAAGGAGCAAACUUAAACGUCAAAAAUCCAGUACUAAACUUUCUGAGCUCACUGGAAAUCAAGAUGGUCUUGUGAAUAUGGAAAGUCUCAGUUCCACACAAUCUCAUGAGAGGACUGGACCUGAUGAUGUUGAACUGAUGUCCAGUGAAAGCAAAGAAAAUGAAAAAGAUGGUGGACACACCCAGCAUUUGGCGAGCCCCACGAUGAAGAUUCAGGAGCAUCCCAGCAUAUCUGACACCAAACAGCAGAGGAAUCAAGAUGCCAGUGACCAGCAGGAGAGCUUUGUCUCCGAAGUGCCCCAGUUGGAUCUGACUGCAUUGUGUGAUGAGAAGAGCUGGGAAGAGCCCGUCCCUACUUUCUCCUCCUGGCAGCGGGAGAACGUGGACUCUGACGAAGCCCGCCUCUCCCCGCAGGCCGGGCGCCUGAUUCGUCAGCUUCUGGAUGAGGACAGUGACCCCAUGCUCUCUCCUCGGUUCUACACUUACGGGCAAGGUCGGCAGUACCUGGAUGACACAGAAGUCCCUCCCUCGCCCCCAAAUUCCCAUUCUUUCAUGAGGAGGCGAAGUUCCUCUCUGGGGUCCUGCAAUGAUGAGCAAGAGGACCUGACACCUGCCCAACUCACACGGAGGAUUCAGAACCUCAAAAAGAAGAUCCGAAGAUUUGAGGACAGAUUUGAAGAAGAGAGAAAGUACAGACCAUCUCACAGCGACAAAGCAGCCAAUCCAGAGGUUCUGAAAUGGACAAAUGACCUUGCCAAGUUCCGGAAGCAACUUAAAGAGUCAAAACUAAAGAUAUCGGAAGAAGACCUAGUCCCCCAGAUGCGGCAGCGAAGCAACACACUGCCCAAGAGUUUUGGUUCCCAACUUGAGAAAGAAGACGAUAAGAAGCAAGAGCUGGGAGAUAAAGCCCUAAAGCCUGGCGUGGAAGCCACGCUGGAGUCUAUCCAGAGGAGGCUCCAGGAGAAGCGUGCAGAAACCAGCCGUCCCGAGGACGUUAAGGAUAUGACCAAAGACCAAAUUGCUAAUGAGAAAGUGGCUCUGCAGAAAGCUCUGUUAUAUUAUGAAAGCAUUCAUGGACGGCCGGUAACAAAGAAUGAACGUCAGGUUAUGAAGCCACUGUAUGACAGGUACCGGCUGGUCAAACAGAUCCUGUCCCGAGUCAACACCAUACCCAUCAUUGGAUCCCCCUCCAGCAAGCGGAGAAGCCCUUUGCUGCAGCCCAUUAUCGAGGGUGAAACUGCUUCCUUCUUCAAGGAGAUCAAGGAAGAAGAGGAGGGGUCAGAAGACGACAGCAACAUGAAGCCAGACUUCACGGUCACUCUGAAAACGGAUUUCAGUGCACGUUGCCUUCUGGACCAAUUUGAAGAUGAGGCCGAUGGAUUUAUUUCUCCAAUGGAUGAAAAAAUACCAUCAAAAUGCAGCCAGGACACAGGACUUUCCAAUCUCCAUGCUGCUUCAAUACCUGAACUCUUGGAACACCUUCAGGAAAUGAGAGAAGAAAAGAAAAGGAUUCGAAAGAAACUUCGUGAUUUUGAAGACAAUUUCUUCAGACAAAAUGGAAGAAAUGUUCAGAAGGAAGACCGCACUCCUAUGGCUGAAGAAUACAGUGAAUACAAGCACAUAAAGGCAAAACUAAGGCUCUUGGAGGUGCUCAUCAGCAAGAGAGACACUGACUCCAAGUCCAUGUAAAGGGCUGGGCAGACGCAGAGAGAAUUUACUUCUCCCCUGGUAAAGAAGCUCUGGAAGGCAGUCUUGGAGCUGGCCCUGCAAAGCAUGCAGCCCUUCUGCCCCUAGGCCAUUGGGAUCGGUUCCGGUUUCUAGUGCCUGCCUUAGAAACUGCCUGGAUGGGAGAAGACAAUGUGACCUGACUUAGGAAUUUUGUAAUGGGAAAGUCAAGAUUCCUGUGCGUGCACGGGCUCGCGUGCGCACACACACACAUGCACCAUAGUGGGAGCUUUGUUGACACUAGCAGUGAUGAAUCACUACAUUAGACACACUCAUAUACAGACAAUAUACACUGUUCUUCCCUGGAUAACUGAGAAACGUGAGACCGUUCUCUGUCUAACUGUGAUAAAAAACGAGCUCAGGAUUUGACUCUGUAAAGCAAACUUGCUGUGGAGGUCCGUGUUCUCCCUGGACCCAGCUGAGUGUGAUCAUGCAUUGGAGCCCUCUUUGCUGCCUUGGUAGCGACUGUUCCACACAGCUGCGCCUUUCCCACUCUUGUGAAUUGUUUUCCCCUGCAGCUCUCAGGUAGAGGGAAACUGCAUCUGCCCACAUGGCGGUGCAAUCUGUUUGAAGGGGACAUUUCCUCAGAACUUCCUCAGCUGACAAAGAAUUUUGCUCCCUGACUAGGACUAGAUCAUCUGCAGAGGACAGAGGUGGUAGCAGCAGCUAUAUGAAUGCUGAUUUUAAAACCAGGUAGCAGGGUGAAGAGCCUGGAGAUUCUUUCCUGAACACUGACUGCACUUGCCAGUCUCUGGUUUAACCUCAAACACUAAGCGAGGCCAGCAUGCUUAUGGCAACCUGUUUGACUUGAGUUCUUUGUGGCACUAGCCAAACAUAAAGGGUCUUGCUUAAUUCUUAGCCUAAAUAUAGAGGAUCAUGGGAGAGAGGGAGCCUGUGUUCUAAACCUCCUGAGUACUAACCAGAAUUUAAUUUUUAAUAAAAAGAAAAAAAAGUAAACCUGCACUAAAAUCUCCAAACUGACGGGUAAAUGUAGCCUCAGAGCUCAACCCAAGGCAGAAUCUAAAUCACACUAUUUUCAAGAUUGUGUAUAAAAAGAAAAAAUAAAGUAAUGGUGUGUGGCCAAUUAUGAUUAUAAUUUUUUCAAGGACUGUGUCACAAAGCUGUCUAUAUUAGACAUUUUAGAGGGACCAGGGAAUUUAAGACACCAAAUUAUUCAUCUCUUCAGUGUGCUCGAUUUUGCUUUGUGAUUUGUUGUUACUUUUUAACCUCCUAUGUCUGCGCUGCAGACUGGGCUCUGGGUCCGCCUUUGAGCUUUGUGAGAUCCAGCACUGGUGUCUGCUCAGUCGGCCAUGGCUGACAAGAGAAGGUGUUUCAGCAGCAUCUGCCUUUUUAAGAUAAUGUUGCAGGAUGAACAGAACAGCAGGCAUGCCCUCCUUUAUGUUUUGAGAGUUGCCUUCCUAAAGGGUACAAUUUUGUCUUUUGUUUUAAUAAAAAGAGAACCUAAACUGUACUGACCAGUAAGUUUUAAAAAUGGGUAUUGAGAAACUGUCUGGUCAGAUUGGAUUUACAGCAACAUUUUCUUUCUCUUCUGUCAGAGGAAAUUCGUUUAAGUCAGGGCUGGGGGGAAAAGAAUGCUUUUAGGUUUGCUCUUAAAAACAAUCAUGUAGAAGCAUGAGCUAUGUGUUGGAAGUGCCCUGGUUUUAAUCCACACACUUAAAGAUGGUACAUAAUCCUAAGAUUUAAAUGUACAUGAAAAUAUAGUUUGGUAUUCUUUGCUCUACUGUUUACAUUGCAGACUGCUAUAAUUUCAAGGAGUUAUUAAUAAAGUGAUGCACUUUAGGACGUUUUCUAUUUUUGAAAUCUGAACAUGAAUCAUUUACAUGACCAAAAAUUGUAUUUUUUAAAAGAAAUACAUGUCUAGUCUGUCCUUUUUAAGUAAUUGGUCUCUUAAAUAAGCUAUGAUAUAAAUCAAAUCAUUACCAGUUAACUUUUAAAGCACAUUUUAAGAGUAUUGUUUUGAAAAAAAAAAAUUAUAGAAUUUUUUUUUAAAGCUACAUAUAAAUGAGAAGCAACUAAAUGUUUUGAAAUCUGUUGUUUCUGCCUAAGGUAAAUUAAAAGAUUUAUUCAGGAAUCCCCUUUCAAAUUUCUGUGAUUCAAUAAAAAGAAAAA
This is a messenger RNA of Cynocephalus volans (Philippine flying lemur), 4470 nucleotides long. It is a transcript of the gene FAM13A, whose product is annotated as family with sequence similarity 13 member A. Lineage: Eukaryota; Metazoa; Chordata; Mammalia; Dermoptera; Cynocephalidae. The transcript is spliced from 18 exons. The record is from RefSeq and is a predicted model, not a curated record. The coding region runs from base 208 to 2304 and encodes 698 amino acids.